AUGUUGAAGGUUUCGUACAUUGGUCACUUCAUUAAGAACAGCUACAUUGAGAACAGCUACAUUGAGUGCAUGAGUGGAUUUGACAUUGACAACCAGCUGCUGCAAAAUCUGCUGCAAGGAAAGAGUCAAAGAUGCCAGCUUGGAAGCAGACACUGUUAUGGCAGCCACAGCAAUGAGCCCUGCUACACAAUCCCAGACCCAAUAAAGACAGCAUUCGCAACAAAUGCAGCUGCAUGCAUGCAUGGCAAACGGCUUUGA
Molecule: messenger RNA, 258 nt
Organism: Coccomyxa subellipsoidea C-169
Lineage: Eukaryota; Viridiplantae; Chlorophyta; Trebouxiophyceae; Coccomyxaceae
Exons: 1
Coding region: 1-258 (85 amino acids)
Source: RefSeq, a predicted model, not a curated record